AUGGACCAGCAUUCAAUGCGUUCCGAGUCGUCGUCCAAAUCCAUCAACAACCCGAAGCUUCUUGAAGCCGUUGAAGAUGCCAUUCGUAGGUUGAUCCUUCCUCAGCUCGAUUCGUUGAGGCGCGAGCAAAGCAUACGAGAGGCAAGGCGUGGGUCUGUCGUGUCCGCCGCCACUUCGGUGUCUAGAGAGGAUCUCGCUGGGGACCGUAGGCGACUUUCCGACCGAUCUCAAAGAGAUUCACGCCACAAGGAUCGCAGAGAUAGGGAGGCCCGCCAUGACUUUGCCGAUGCAUCCUAUGAUCGGGAGUCCAUGGAUGGCUCAUCCAUCCUCGAGCCCGAGCCGCAUACCCCUCGAAGACGGAGUACGGAUAUGCUCAAGGCAGUCGCCGCUGCCGGCGCUAGUCGGAGCAGAGCAAGCGACACCUAUACCGACGACUUUGACGACGAUGAUAUGCUUGCCCCCGCCCCGCCAAUGCCGCUUAUGAGUGAAAUCAACCCAUCCGACGUGACGAGGACGUCUAUUCUUUCCGCCGAUACGGAUAGGCCGCAUUCCGCAUCUGAAGAGAUGGCAUCCCUUCGCGAGGUGCCUAGAGGAGUGGCGAUGCCCCCGCCUUCCGGUCACUCAUCCGCGCUCCCCCAGGGACUCGGGAUGCAACAUGCAAACAUCUCCCAUGGCGAUCUCACAGCUCUCCGUAACGUCAGGGCCGAGGUUGACCAACCUAGUCCUGCUUAUGGCCGGGAACCCCCAUCCUCACGCUCUGCCAAUCCAGAAGGCGCCACCAUUCCUGAAGUUCUCGAAGACGAGCUACCACCCGAUUCGAACUACCCCGAGCGCCGCGGGCUCAGCCCUAUCUACAGUGUGUCAGGCUAUACAGAAGGAGGCAGUGAGGGACCCCAUCAGAGGGAUUCCCGAGGGUACGCUGCCAGCGCGACCUCGGACUCGCCGGAAAAGCCGGCUCACUCGAUGCAUUCGCCUGCUUCUGCUCAUAGCCACCUCUUAAGCCGCGAUCUUGAUCAGCGAAGCGACGGCCGCAGCUCCGUCGCCGAUUAUCGACGUCCACUGUCUAUGGAUGAAGCCGAUCCGGACCCCUCAUCAAGGCAGGCCGUCCGCGGCAUUGGAGCGAACCCUGACAUUGUCCAUGUUCCCAUGGGCUUGAAUUACGGCCAGCGCGACUCCAUGGCAUCUUAUGAUGAUAUGCCUCGCUCGUAUCGAGACAAUUACAGCGCCAGCCCAACCAAGCAAUCCCAAGAUAGCCGACACUACACGGAUGAUGACCGCGCUCUUACCCCAGUCUCCCGCGGGCCCGCGAAACGCUCGCACGAAUUUUCAGAAGAAUAUGACAUUGACAAGCAUGGCCGCAAGGUUCCUCAAUCGCGGUACAGACAAUCUCCGACCGCGUCUGAGGCGGCUAUCACUUCGGGCGCGGCUAUGAAGGCAAUCUUGGCCCUCAAGGCCAAAGGUCUAACGGACGGCGCUGCCGAAGAAGCUUUUACUCCCGCGGGAGUGCAGAGAAACAAAUCCUUCAAAGAACGUACCCUAGCCGGGCAUGAGCCGGCCACGACUCCUACGCACAGCGUCGACCGGCUCGACUAUGUAGACGAGCCCCGGUUCGGGGCUAGCGGUCUACCGGAUCUCAACGACCCCAUGCCCGAGAUUGGCUAUGUUGAUGAUAGUGACACACAUACAAAUGCGUCCGUCGUUGAAGACCGGCUUGAUGGAAACCAUGGCACUACCUGGAGCGGUCGGUCUACUCCUAAAGCAAUGAUUGAUAGCGGCCGAAAGCCUGAAAUCCGCGAGGCUCACGGCCUAGGCAUCACGGAUUUGGCAGCUGCAGGCGCUGCUCUGGGCGCCGCCGCUGCCAUGGCCUCCAAUAACCAAAGCCGCCAAGCAAGCAACGAACACGUUGAAGAACCGCCGCGGACCUCGGAUGAGAAGAAGCGUGACACGCUGGGGACCAACCCGUUCGAAGGCAUCAGCCCCGUGGCCAACCCGCACCUGGGCGAGAACCUGUUUCAGGGGGCCGAACCGUACCCCGAUUUCGAGACCGGCAAGGGAAACCUCGAUAUCGCAAAGCCUGUGGAGCUUCGGGAUGGUGAAGAUCCCUUCUUUGAUCCCACGAAAUCUCUACACACGCCCAACUUUAGCGGUAUGUCCCAUGGCAUGGUGACGCCAUUUUACGAUGCUGCGACCGGGGGCGGUAUCGACCGAAUCGAAUCGAAGGACAUCAUUGCGCUCAUGCAAGAGCUGGUCGCCCGCGACGCUCAACGGACCGCGCGUGACACCGAGAUCGCCGCCACCGUCAUGUUCCUCGCACAAGAAAUGCGCAUGUCUUUCCAGAACGUCGAGACCCGUAUAAAGCAAGCUGAAGAUGUCCUGGUUGACGAGCUCGAGCAUACAGAGAAGGCCAUAAUUAAAACAAUCGGAGGCCCUCGCCCCUACCCUGGCAGUGCCGGUCGAUCUGUACAGGGUGGGUCUCAGGCGGGCGAGGAUCUGGCGGCGAAGAAGGGAAACAUCAUUCGACGCGCCCUAAAAGGUCUCAGGACGUCGGGAACGAACGAUCUCACCCGAAUUGAGGACAUGCUCCUCACGCUUCUCAAAGAUGUUGACGACCUCAAGGCCCAAACCGCCCAGCAGCCCCGCAGCACAGCCCGACCAUCACUAGACAACUUGCAGCCGGAAGCUCAGUACGAGCAGGACCAGGUCUACGAACAAGACGCGCGUGAUGCACCCUCCCUAGCUAGUCACGGCAGCCAAUCCGGGCACCUUGCAGCGCCCCGAAGCUCUCAGCGGAGGUUGUCUGAGAAUCGCCCCACAAUCAGCGAGGCAGCUCGGUGCCCCUCGACACACCCCCAGGCGACGACCUCGAACGCACACCUCGGCUCCGUUAGCAACGAAAACACGCCUCGCACCGAUAAAGGCAAGAAACAUAAGUCGGGCAGCUCGUCGAGCUGGAUCCCCAAGAUCUCGCGAUGGUCGGAGACGACGGCGUCAACGGUUAGCAAGGCUUUCCGAGGUAGUGGCGCGACCUUGCGCAAGGAUAGGGAUGCUGAGUAUGUCCCAGCCGCCCACUCACGCUCAGGGUCUGACUUGGGUGCAUAUGCCGAUGAUUACCACCAUACCGACCCGUACGGCGAAGACCACCUGCACACAGGCUUCUCAGACCUAGAUCUCGUCCCUCCCAACGCUCGAGCAGAUGAUCUAGGUGGUGGUGGAGGGCCGCCGAGGGCGUACAUGACGCCCGAAGACCCCAAAUACAAGGCUCAUAGGAACUCGCUUAACCUACAACAUCCGCAACCGAGGCCGGGCCAGACGGAGCGGUUCAAGGCAACGCUCGAGUCUCAGGCACAUAUCUACGACUCCACCAUGACCCCUCGAUCUCACGACUGGCGUGGUUCCGCUGCCAGCCUUCACCGAUCUCCCGCUCAGCACGGACACCGCUACAGUGAUGUUUCGGCCCGUGCUGGGGAGGAUUAUUGGCCGGAUUCCCCGGCGGUGCCAAUGCGCCGCCGCGCCCACCCAAGGAGCCUCUCGACAGCGCGUCGGGCACCCCGUUCGCGGUGGUCGCUCCACCAAGCUGCAAAAGCAAGCCCUCUUCCAUACCAUAGCGUGGAGAGCGGGUAUGGCACGGCUACGGCUACACACACCAAUUAUACUGGCAGCCCGAAGCUAGAAAACCGCAACCUAAGUGGCGCGCUAGGUGCCCCGACCCGACGUCCUAGUGGGCCGAGGGCCAUGACACCCAAGAGCCCGGAGGAGGAGGCCGCCCGAGAAGAGAGGCGGAGAAAGCGAGGUAAGCCGCCCAACCCCCUUUGA
This is a messenger RNA of Parascedosporium putredinis, 3813 nucleotides long. Lineage: Eukaryota; Fungi; Ascomycota; Sordariomycetes; Microascales; Microascaceae. The record is from the annotation of a GenBank genome assembly.